UCUCCCACAACACGAAACUGCCUUGAUUACCUCAGUAAAACUCGUCGCAUCAUGAAAAGUGAAUCACUAUUAAUUACUGGUCGAAUUUAUUAAUAAUUUGGCGCAGACUGCGUCAAACACAUAAAACAUUAUUAUUCCAAAAAGUGCAAUAAAGUGUUUUAUUGUUGUGCGUAAAAGCAACUUUAAAUAUGAUUUUUUUCUGUUUUUGGUCUUGUGAGUUUUUAUGAUUACGCUGCAUUCUGUUAUGUCUGGUUACAUUUAAUCCAAGAGAUACAAAGUUUUCACCAUGUCUGUAAUUUAAAACUAUCUCUGCAGAGGAUUUUAAAGCGUCUCUGUGUGAUCCGGACAGCCGGAAGUAAAGACUCAAGCUUGGAAAUGAAAGGAUUAGGGCUUGUAUGUGUCCAGGAGAGGAGUAAAGGACAGACAAGGCCUCGGUUAUGAUCAUUGCAGUCUGCCAGUUGCCUCGCCGUAGGAAAUGCCGGAUGCGUCUGCUUGCGCCAGAGAAAGGACACAAAGGCUGAGCUUUAUUGGUGAUAUUUAGCUUAGACAGCCAGGUUGUAACCUUAAGAAAAACAACCCAAUUGCCCGUGAUAAAAAUGACUGUUAUAUAGCACCCAAAUAACCUCACCCCACUUUCCGUUUUAGAUUGCCUUCAAAGCUGUGUCUGCACAACCCUGCAGACACAGCAGUGCGCAUAUUAGAAAAUGUCCCUUAAUAUGUUUUGAUAUUGUAAACUCCAGUAAUGCUUUAAAAAAGUCCUGAAUUUUUUUUAAAUAAAAGCCACUAACAAGAAGCAGAAAUACAUUCCCAAAGUGUGAGGCUUACAGAUGGAGGUCAUUAAAUUACUAUCAGUUUUAUAUUUUGGAGAAUAAAUAAUCCUGUUAGGUAAAACUAUCUGAGGGAAAGUUGUUAGGUGAUUUCACAAAUAGUGGCUUUAAAGUAACACCCCUGCUCCUUUUUAUCACAACUAUAUCCGAUUACACCAACAUGAGAUCUCUUCACAAAAAUCAUAACGUUUAUUGCUUAUAAAACGAAAUAUUCCCCAAUAAAGGCGCGGGGACUUGCUAUUAAAAUAUGGUGGGGAAAAUGGUGGCCAUUUAGUUGAGCAGCAGGCUGAUUUAUUAUUUAUUGUUCUGUCCCACGGUCACGUGUUUGGGGCGCCCUAUCCAGUCUUGGGCAAGGUUCAACUUGCUGGACGCAUUGAGCCCCUAGCUGGUGCAGGAAAGCAGCACAUUAUAUGCAAUGAAUCUGUUUUUUCUAAACAUUGCAACACUCUAACGCGUUUUUUUUUUUCCUUUUGCAUUUUCAUAAUGUCGACGUUAGGAGCGAGUUACUAUGUUGAGCCGCCUGUUCUUCCCGAGCAGGAAGAUAUGGCACCUAGAUACCCGUCAACUGCAGGGGUGGAGCAGGCGAUGCUCACCGAAUAUGGCGGACAGGAAUCUUGCCCUUUGCAGGCGAAAUCUUCUAUUUUUGGUGGAUCGUGGAGUCCCAUCUCGGCUCACCCUCCGAACACAGCCGCUCCGACCUAUAUACAUCACCAUUACACGAGCGGGGACAGCGAUGGCAUGUUUACGCGCUCCUGGGCGUUGGAUCCGGUGUCUGCGUCUCUGUGUUUGACGGGAUUACCAUCGACAGCCAUGCAUUAUGAGAUCAAACCCGAGCCCCUGAUUGGGAGUGCUGAAUGCACAACUUUGGAGACGCACACACCUCUUUUGUCUGACAUUGAAAACGGAGCAUCCCUUGCGGAGAUUCCCUGUGAAACCACAUCCGCGUCUAAAGCUACUGAGGAGAGCCCGUCAGCAGAGGACAAGAGGGAAAUAGAUGCAAAUAACCCAUCGUCCAACUGGCUUCACGCAAAGCCCACCAGAAAAAAGCGUUGUCCAUAUACAAAGCAUCAAAUCCUCGAACUGGAAAAGGAGUUUCUCUUUAACAUGUACCUCCCCCGGGAUCGUAGAUACGAAGUAGCGAGAGUCCUGAGUUUGACCGAGAGACAGGUGAAAAUCUGGUUUCAGAACCGCAGGAUGAAGAUGAAGAAAGAAAACAAAGACCGGCGGAGAGACAGUUAACUGGUAUUGGACUGAUGGUGGAUUAGAAGGAGGAGGAGGAGGAAGAGGAGCAAGAGGGGGAGGAAGAAGAAGGGAGGGGGGUCUGUCUUUAAUAUUCCUGACCUGUUACACAUGUUGUUGUAAAGUUUGUGUUGUUAAAAACCAUGCUGGAUGUUUUUUUCUCUCUCUCCUCUGUGAGAUCCAGUGUUUCAUGUUUGUGAGAGGACACAGUGUCUCGUCAGAGUGUAGAUGUCUUGUACUUGGCGCACAGGAAUAGUUAUUAACUAUAGGCCAUUUGUUAUUUGCAUGAAUUGAUCCUUGACUACCUGAAUGUCUUUCUGCUACCUAUUUGCAUUAAGUUAUUUUAGUUUUUGCAAUUUAGAUGUUUUUUAACCUUUCAGGUUUUUGAUCCAUUUGUGAAAACACUGUGCACACUUCGAAUACCUCGUCGUUCCUGGUUUCAUCCAAAAUAAAGAGUAGUUUGUUUAGCACAUAAGAAAAUUAUGUGGCUUAUUUGUUUGUUAUCAUUUUUGCUUAAUAUUAAAACACAUAUUUUUAACACAUUUUUAGCAAAAUACACACUUUACAUUAAGAACUACUAUUAGCAU
Epinephelus moara (kelp grouper) is the source of this 2653-nucleotide messenger RNA. RefSeq names its product homeobox A9b (gene hoxa9b). Gene Ontology annotation, biological process: proximal/distal pattern formation; anterior/posterior pattern specification; DNA-templated transcription. NCBI's taxonomy places the organism in Eukaryota, Metazoa, Chordata, Actinopteri, Perciformes, Serranidae. The record is from RefSeq and is a predicted model, not a curated record. The transcript has 2 exons. Gene Ontology annotation, molecular function: RNA polymerase II cis-regulatory region sequence-specific DNA binding; DNA-binding transcription factor activity, RNA polymerase II-specific. Gene Ontology annotation, cellular component: nucleus. Bases 1311 to 2066 code for a protein of 251 amino acids.